AUGGCUCGCUGGGCUCUUCUCAUAGGUGUCGACCUAUAUAGAACCAAGGAAGGAGGAAGAUGGGAGGAUAAAACGCUCACCAGCGCAGUCCAUGAUGUCGAAGCCCUAUCCUCAUUCUUGCGUGACUCGCUCUCCCCGGUCAACAUCAUCCCACUCACUGCCUCCGCUUCCCGUGACCCUCAGGAGAACCGUCCCACCGAGAGCGACGAGGAAUCUUGGCCGACAAGAGAAAAUAUCGACAAUGCUUUACUCAAUAUCCGGGAAAAGGCCAAGGAUGGCGACCACGUUUACAUCCAUUUCUCUGGCCACGGCACUCGGGUCGGGCAGGCGCUUGCGCUGGUCCUCUACAAACACACGCCUCCCUACACAGAUUACUAUCUGGGAGGCACCUUGCUGCAGGUCAUGUCGGAAAAAGCAGGCUUGAUCAUUACCGUGACUCUCGACUGCUGUGAAUCGGGGAGCGUACAGCGCUCUGGCAUCUCGGGCAUGAACCCUGGAGCCCGUUUCAUCGACUACGACAGCCAAGUUGCAGCAGCCUCCUUUGCUGCCACUCCCCCUCCCCUCCCCCCUUCGCCAGACAACAACCUGCGAGGCGCUACGGUAAGCUCUCGAGAGUGGAAAGUCGACCCAAAAUCGUACAACAUCUUCACAGCAUGCGGCGAGGAUGAGAUAGCGAUCGAGAUCCCGAUUGGCGGGAUAAAAAGGGGAGCCUUUUCAUUGAUUCUGGGUAUGGUUCUUGACUAUGGAGCCCGUUCGACGGAGCCCUUUACUCAUGAUUCUCUCUAUGAUCGUCUGCGCAUCGAAUUCCGAUCAUUCUGCCCCAGCCAAACACCCAGGCGGAUCGGGUCUGGGAGCACAACAAUCUUCGGGACAGUCCGGCAUGACGGAAACGCCAUAUAUCCAUCCCUCUACAUUGACAAGACCGAGGCAAAGUCAAGGAAUAUCUCACCUCGAUUAUACGUCGAGGAGGGAAGCUCGCUGGGUGUGAGCGUCGGCGAUACGUACCUGGCUAUCCAAUUUGGUCUCCAAGCAGGUGCCCCCGGAACAUCGACGCAGCUGUGUCGCGUGGUAGAAGUUCAAGAUAACAGGUCGAGAUUGGAGAAGAUAGUUUCCGAAGGAGAAGCCGUACGCAGCGAAAACUGGACUGGCUGGCGCGCGAAGCCGCUGAGAUCCUACUCAGCCCGAAGGGUCCCCGUUCUGGUCCGACAGAAGCUAGAGCAGCGACUCCAAAAGCCUCGCACCGACGGAUCCUGGGAAGGCAUCAGGUUUGCUGAGUUUGAGUGGGAAGAGCCUGUAUCGAGACCGUGCAUCUUCUCGCUCGUGCUUACCGACUCCGACCGGCUUGAGAUACUCGAUGCCUCCGGAGUGCCGGUAACGCACGCCCCAGUGCUGGAGGCUUCCGAGCCUGGAGCUGCAGGGCGCAUUCUCGGAAUUCUGCAGCAUCUUGUCAGCUACAAAUACUUUGAGACCAUUGAGAAUCCUACGUUGCCCCCAGGCACGCAGGGAUCACACGACGUUUCAGAGAAAAUCAAGCUCCUGGCUUCCGCAAAGCAACUGGGAAACGAUGAUACGGGGCCGUUUGAAGUACAAGAAGGAUGCUACUGGAAUCUCAGAAUCCGAAACGAGUUCACCCCCCGAACGAACAAGGAGGAAGAAGAACGUUCAGUCUAUGUACUAUUGGCUUGGUUUUCGCCAGAUUGGCAAGUCUCGAACCUCUUGCCUGGGAGUGGCUCUGAAGGCAGCUUCACCCAGAUAGCACCCGGAAAGGAAAAGGACAUCACGUUGAAGAUGGACCUCGAGGAAGAGGAUGGAGGCAAGAGCGAGUGUGUCUGCAAGGUCUUUAUUACCCGAGAGCCCUCUCGUUUCCACUCCAUGUUUCUCGAGCCACUGGGUGAACAACGGAGCUCGACCCUGAAUAGUGCCGACCUGAUAUGUAACCUCCUCGACUCUCUGACAACCCGCGGGGCCGGAGAUUGGAUGACUCGGAAUUACACGGUGACCACGGUGGCUGCACGUGCUCACGAUUCCAACUCAGCUUCUGCAAACUCUCCAGCAACAGGUUGGCCAGUUUCUUCUUGA
This is a messenger RNA of Clonostachys solani, 2079 nucleotides long. Lineage: Eukaryota; Fungi; Ascomycota; Sordariomycetes; Hypocreales; Bionectriaceae. The record is from the annotation of a GenBank genome assembly.